ACAAACCCCAAGGUUAAAAAGAACUGGUGAAAACGAACCAAAGGGUUUCCCCCAGUCAACUCUUGCAUUUGGUGGAUAUUAGCAACCGCCCCUUCCUGUCACCUCCACUUCAAGACAAGGCAUCGCGCUUCCAUGGACAUCCCAAACGCGCUCCUUGCGACGACCAGUCCUGAUGCAAACCUUCGCAAGCAAGCAGAAGAUGCGUUGAAUCAAGCCGUGAACGAAAAUGCCGGCCAACUCAUGGUCACGCUGUCCCAAGCGUUGGCCGCCGAAGACUUCCCCACCCCCGGCCGGCAACAAGCCGGGUUGUUCUUGAAGAACAUCUUGGACGCAAAGGACUAUGCGCUGCAAGAACUCAAGAUCCAGCAAUGGUACUCCCUCGCCGACGACGUGCGCAAUGCGAUCAAGCAGUACGCGCUCUCGUCGCUGAAGGCGCAGGAUGCGAUCGCGGCCCACACCGCCGCCCAAGUGGUCGCGAAGAUUGGGUCCAUCGACGUGCCGCAGAAGCAAUGGCCCGACUUGUUGCGCAUCUUGGUCGAGAACGUGACGAGCGGCACAGACUCUGUCAAGCAUGCGUCGUUGGAGACGCUCGGGUACUUGUGCGAAGGGUUGGACGAAGAUUCGCUGGAAGCGUCCGAGUCGAACCAAAUCCUCACGGCGAUCGUCGACGGCAUCCGCAAGGAAAACCCCGACAAGAUUCGGCUGUCGGCCGUGGUGGCGCUGCGCAACAGUUUGGAGUUUGUCAACGAAAACUUUAGUCGCGACGCCGAGCGCACCCACAUCAUGACGGUGGUGUGCGAAGCAACUCAAUGCACGGACGUCCAAGUGCGCGUGCGCGCGUUCGAGUGCAUCGCCACGAUCGCCAGCUUGUACUACGAGUACCUAGGGGAGUACAUGAGCGUGCUGUGCGACUUGACGUUCAAGGCGGUGCAGGCCGACCAGGCCGAAGUGGGUCUCCAGUCGCUCGAGUUUUGGUCAUCGAUCUGCGACGUCGAGCUCGAGUUCAUUGAAGAAGGCCGGUACGGCGACCCCGCCGUUGCCGCCGCCAACUUGAAGCGGUACGUCGAGACGGUGCUACCGGCGUUGGUGCCGAUGCUGCUGAACACAUUGACCCAGCAAGAAGAGGACCAAUUCGAAGACGACACGUGGAACCUGUCGAUGGCAGGGGCCACGACGCUCACGCUGGCCGCGCAGGUGGUGGAGGACGCGAUCGUCGCCCCCGUCAUGCAGUUUGUCACGACCAACAUCCAGUCGGCCAACUGGCACCAGAAGGAAGCGGCCAUCAUGGCAUUCGGAUCGAUUCUCGACGGCCCGCACCAGCAAACGAUCCAGCCGAUUGUUGAGAACGCGAUGCCGGUGCUCAUCACGUGCAUGAACGAUCCGAACGCGCUCGUGCGCGAUACCACGGCAUGGACAAUCGGUCGCAUCUGCGAGAUUCACGGCGUGGUCAUGGCGCGCUGCCUUGGGCCGCUCAUGCAGCUGAUCGUGGCGGGUCUGGACCAGGAGAGCAAGGUCGCGGCGCACAUGUGCUACGCGAUCCACUACAUUUUCCAGUCGUUUAGCGAGCUCGACGAAGGCACGACGCCGCUGGAUCCGUACUUUGGCCACGUGUUUGACAAGUGUCUCAUGACAUGCCAGCUGUCGUCAGAGGAAAACAUUCGCGUAUCGGCGUUUGAGGCGCUCGGCAUGAUGAUCCAACACGGGUCCUCCAACGCGACGCCGCACAUCCUUAGCCGGCUCACAAGCAUCUUGGAGCACCUCGAAGGCAACAUUGAAAAGCACAAGGCAAACCCUGCUUAUGGCCAAGAGUUUUACGGACUGUACACGUGUGCCUGCGACGUGCUUGUGGUUGUGAUCCAGCGAGUGGACCACGAUAUCCGCCCAUUUGCCGAUCGAAUCAUGCAGUGCCUGCUCAACAUCUUUAGCACGGGCCACACGACCGCGGGAGAGGAAGCGUUUCUCGCGACGGGCGCGCUGGCUGGCGCGAUCGAGUCGGAUUUCAAGAAGUACAUGACGCAGUUUUACCCCGUGCUGAUUGCGGGCUUGUCGAACGUCCAGGAGCACGCCGUGUGCGCGUCGGCCGUGGGCGUCGUCGGCGAUAUCUGCCGCGCCCUCGGCGCCGACGUCAACGUGUACAUCCCGGAGAUUGUCAACCAGCUGCUGGUGAUCCUGCGCUUCCCCAACCUGAACCGGACCGUGAAGCCCCCUGUGAUUGCCGUGUUUGGGGACAUUGGGCUCGCGAUCGAAGGCGAGUUUGAGCCGUACUUUCAACAUGUGGUGGAGAUGCUGCUCCAAGCUGCGCAGGCGUGCGUGGCCGUGCAAGUGGACGACGAGGACGCUGUCGAGUACCUGAACCAGCUGCGGGAGAGCAUUCUGGAAGCGUUUACGGGCAUCCUGCAAGGUCUGUCGUCGCACAACAAGGGGCCGUUGAUGGUGCCUGCGCUCCAAGGCAUUGGGCAGUUUCUUGCGCUGCUGUCGGCGGAAACCAACCGCAGCGACAGCGUGACCACGACCGCCGCGGGCUUAAUAGGAGAUAUUGCGUCGAUCCUGGGCGUGCAAGCCAAGCUGUUGCUCAAGGAGCAGUUUAUCCAGUCGUUGCUGCUGGAUACGUCGCGCAUUGACGACGACCAAGCCCAGAGUGUAGCCUCGUGGGCGAAACAGCUCGUGGAUGAGACGCUGCGGCUCUAAAACGUCCACGGAUGGAUUUGGAUUGCUUGUGUUUGAUUUUGUUCCCCUUCAUGCUCGCCUAAUAGCCUGACGCUACCCCCCCCUCCCUUCCCCCUCCUCCCGUUACCCUUUGUGUGUCGAGACGUGGCAGGUUGUUGUCGGCGGCAGUGGCGGGGGGCGGAAUGGGGGUUGCUACAGCAACUCCAUUGCCGUCCUGCUGCCGCUGCUAGAUGCACCUGUCUUGUGAUGAUGCACAGUUAGUACCUUAUUAGUUUUUGCAACUGCCUGACGUAGUUGCUAAGCAAUUUAACUUUUUUGACCGUUGAGUGUCCA
Messenger RNA from Aphanomyces astaci, 3000 nucleotides. RefSeq lists its product as hypothetical. Gene Ontology annotation, biological process: protein import into nucleus. Gene Ontology annotation, molecular function: small GTPase binding; nuclear import signal receptor activity. Lineage: Eukaryota; Oomycota; Saprolegniomycetes; Saprolegniales; Verrucalvaceae. Gene Ontology annotation, cellular component: nucleus; cytoplasm. The transcript is spliced from 3 exons. The coding region runs from base 133 to 2688 and encodes 851 amino acids. The record is from RefSeq and is a predicted model, not a curated record.